GGGGUAUGCAGCAUGUUUGAUAAAAAAAAUGCAGUAACCUAGUCCUCCGGAUUGUUUUCACUCUCCUCAACGGUGCCGACUUGGCAAGACGAACCCCUGCCUCAGAAAAGCUCGUGGUCGCCGGCAAGCUGCACUUCCGACCACCGCCGUUGACCACCGCACAACAACCCACCUCUGCCAAUAGCAAGGAAUGGUGGGACUAUCUAUCGGUGAACAACAUUUCAUACAGGGUGGCAUUGCUCAAGACCUUCGUUCUGAUGGUCGGAAACGACUAACUUAUCGUCCUAUUUCUAUUGAAACUGGAGUUAUCCCUCAGGCCAAUGGUUCAGCAAGAGUGAAGUUGGGUGCAACAGAUGUUAUUGCUAGUGUGAAGGCUGAACUUGGAAAACCGAGCCCAUUUCAACCUGACAAAGGCAAGGUUUCCAUAUAUGUUGAUUGCAGUCCCACAGCAGCACCAGUUUUUGAGGGCAGGGGAGGUGAUGAGUUGUCAGCAGAACUCUCAACAGCUCUUCAGCGAUGUCUCUUAGGUGGUAAAAGUGGAACAGGAGCUGGAAUUGAUCUCUCAUCUCUCUCAAUUGUGGAAGGAAAAAUUUGUUGGGACCUGUAUAUUGAUGGUCUCGUGGUUAGCUCGGAUGGAAAUCUUCUAGAUGCAUUAGGCGCUGCCAUCAAGGCUGCUUUGAGCAAUACAGGGAUCCCUAAAGUCCAGGUUGCUGCCAGUGCCCCUUCUGAUGGACAGCCAGAGGUUGACAUAAGCGAUGAAGAAUUUUUACAAUUUGACACGUCGGGGGUCCCCGUCAUAGUUACAUUAACAAAGGUGGGUAGACAUUAUAUUGUAGAUGCAACAUCAGAAGAGGAAUCCCAAAUGAGCUCUGCUAUCUCUGUUUCCGUAAAUAGGCAAGGGCGUAUAUGUGGGCUGACUAAACGAGGGGGCGCUGGCCUCGAUCCAAGUGUCAUUCUUGACAUGGUGUCUGUUACUAAACAUGUAAGUGAGCAACUGAUGAACAAAUUGGAUUCCGAGAUUUCUGCCGCAGAAGCUUGCGAAGAGGAAUCAUGAGAGGGUUACAUUCCUGUAUUAUUAUUGUGUUUAGUAAUUUUAGUUAAUUCAAACUUGAUCGUGCUAUUGUUUUACUAGACGGCUUCUUAUAAGUUACUGAAUAGGAAGUUUAUCCAAAUCGGAUAAUGUUUUGUACUAUCAAUUUGCCCUGUUAACCACAUUUUGAAGAACAGUUCUGUAUUUUGAUUAGAUAUCUAUGGAAGCUAUUGAGUAAACCACUAUUUGUAUGAA
Molecule: messenger RNA, 1285 nt
Organism: Camellia sinensis
Lineage: Eukaryota; Viridiplantae; Streptophyta; Magnoliopsida; Ericales; Theaceae
Product: 3'-5'-exoribonuclease family protein
Biological process (GO): nuclear polyadenylation-dependent rRNA catabolic process; rRNA catabolic process; nuclear mRNA surveillance
Cellular component (GO): nuclear exosome (RNase complex); cytoplasmic exosome (RNase complex)
Molecular function (GO): mRNA 3'-UTR AU-rich region binding
Source: RefSeq, a predicted model, not a curated record